AUGUCCAAGGCUAUGGAAGAAACGAAGGUUUCUAAAAGUAUAUUGAAGAAGUCCAGUGAUCAGGGACCUCAGAAAAGCUUCCAGUGGGAUGAAUCAAAUAUUCUAGCUACUUAUCAUCCCGCAGACAAGACGUAUGGUCAUAUGAAAAUUGAAGAACCAAAAACACCAUACGUUUUUGACUCUGAAGAUGGUUCUGCCACCAAUACUGGACCCUUAUUUACUCCAGAAGAUUUAGCGGCCAGGCUUUCUGCCGCUUCAAAGGAUCCUGAUCAGCAGCUGCCAAGUGCCACAAAACUCGACCAGGAAGAAGAUGAACAUCAGAGAAAAUUUCGUGAAAAACGGAAGCAACAUUACAACGAGUUUUUAGCCGUAAAGCUAGCUAAAGAAAGUCUACAAAAUGAUGACGAAGAAGGAGAAAAUAUUGAAAAAGAAGACGAAGAAGAUGAAGAAGUUGAACAUAAUGUUGAGCAGGCAAUUAUUAAUGCACGAUUAAAUGCUGAGAUUUCCCGUUUAAGUCGAAACACAGAGCAACCUAUCCCUAGUAUUUUGAGAAAUCAGAAUUCUUCAAGAUCUCACCUAUGA
Molecule: messenger RNA, 582 nt
Organism: Schistosoma rodhaini
Lineage: Eukaryota; Metazoa; Platyhelminthes; Trematoda; Strigeidida; Schistosomatidae
Source: the annotation of a GenBank genome assembly